CGCUCUCGUCUCUCCCCCAGUUGCUCCCACUGCUCUGUGCAAAUAGGAACGCUUUCUACACUGCUGCUGGUUGUAUUGACAUCCACUGAAUUGUAUUUGAAUUGAGCAGCCAUGCAGGCUAAUACCUCCAGACCUCCACCUGGAGCUACAUAUCAAGGCCAGACUUCGCCAAUGAAUGUACCAACCAAUGCUUACCCAUCUCCACAUGCCCCAUCGGCGAACUCACCAUCGUCCCUGCCACCAGCAAGAGUGAGCGAACCGUCGGCUUACCAAAGCCCAAUUCCCUCUGCAUCAGAAACCAGUCCUUCUAUGCGACAGCCAUCCUCAACACCUCUUCCACCACCCAGUGCCAUGGUUGGAUUACCACAAGACCAAGUCAACGGUAUUUCCGAUAGAGGGAAUCCUACCACUUUACCUCCCCCUUCUACGGUGCCGGCUUCUUCCUUGAUGUCUCACUCACCAGCCACCUCUUCACCUAUGAGCACUUCCUCCAUACCCGCUCCAUCUGCAUCCAUCCCCCGUCCUCCCAGCUCACCACCGCCAUCUUCCCAUGUUUUACCAUCGUCCUCCUCUGCCGCUCCCACUUCCUCACAGCAACAACAAGCUGCUGGGUACCGGCCUUUGAAUGUUCGAGAUGCGCUAAGUUACCUGGAUCAGGUCAAAGUCAAGUUCUCUGAUCAGCCAGAUGUAUACAAUCGAUUUUUGGAUAUCAUGAAAGAUUUUAAGAGUCAAGCAAUCGAUACACCUGGGGUCAUUGAGAGGGUAUCCACUUUGUUUAGAGGUCAUCCAGGAUUAAUUUCUGGUUUCAACACAUUUUUACCUCCUGGUUAUCGAAUCGAAUGUACUGUGGGCUCCAACGAUCAAGAUGUCAUUCGGGUCACCACGCCAACCGGCACUACUAGCACAACGGCUGGUGAUCCCCUUAAUCUAUCCCAUGAACAUCCAUCGCAUUCCCAGUAUUACCAGCACCCUCCAGGUUACUCGCAUGUACCUCCCCACACACCUGGCUCUUCUGGUUCAGUGCAGUCACCUCAUCAUCAUGGUAUCCCUCACAUGUCACAGCCUCCAAACAUAUACCAUCCUUUGAGUUCGUCUCAAACCUCACCUGGCAUGCGACAUCAGUCUGUUCAACCCCAACCUCCACAUCAACAACCUCCAUCCACACCACAACAGCAGCAACAGCAACAACAACAAGCAGGCGGUCGACGUGCUCCUGUGGAGUUCAACCAUGCCAUUAAUUAUGUUAACAAGAUCAAGAACCGCUUCUCUAAUGAACCGGAUACCUAUAAACAAUUUCUGGAAAUACUACAAACCUAUCAGAAGGAGCAAAAGCCUAUUCAAGAGGUGUAUGCUCAGGUUCAGAUCUUGUUCAAUGGCUCAGUGGAUUUGUUGGAUGAAUUCAAAGCAUUUCUUCCUGACACAUCUGGCAAUCAGACCCCCGCUUCCGCUGCUUUAUUCGAUUUAGACCAUGGCUCACCUCCCGGCAUGGGAGUUGCCAAAAAGAAGAGAAACCCUGCUUAUGCCGACAAGAUGGCCCCUACAUCGCUUACCAAGGUCUCAAAGCGUUCAAAACAUUAUCAUAAAGGCAUGGAUGGUUCUAUGCGUAAUGACCAUUUAGGCUUCCCACUCUCACCGACAUCUGCGUCAUCCAAUAAGGCCAUUGUCACCGCUGAAGAAAUUGAAUUCUUUGAUCGUGUCAAGAAGUACUUCAACAACAAGGCUGUCUAUGAAGAAUUCUUGAAGGUUCUCAACCUUCAUACACAGCAGAUCAUUGACCAAAACAUGUUGGUUGACCAGGUCGAACCAUUCAUUGGUGGAAACUGGGAGCUGUUUGAAUGGUUUAAAGCCUAUGUUGGUUAUGACGGUCGCAAUCGAUUGACUGAUAACCUUCCCGAGCUGUUGCCUAAGCCUGACCUUGUUCACUGCCAGACUGUUAAAUCUAGCCCAAGUUAUCGUGUCCUCCCUGUUGAGUGGCACACUGUUGCUUGCUCUGGUCGUGAUGAUCUCUGCUGGGAAGUUCUCAAUGAUGAAUAUGUAUCUCAUCCAACUUGGGCCUCCGAAGACAGUGGCUUCCAAGCUUCCAAGAAGAACCAGCACGAAGAAGCACUUCAUCGCUGCGAGGAAGAAAGAUACGAAUAUGAUCUCAACAUCGAAGCCAACUUGAACGUCAUUGCCUUGAUGGAGCCACUUGCUAGAGAUAUUGCAGAAAUGUCGUUGGAAGAAAAGAGUCGUCUUCGUCUACCAGCUGGCCUUGGCGGUCAAACCACCUCUAUAUAUCAACGAAUCAUUAAGAAAGUCUAUGACAAGGAACGUGGCCAUGAAAUUAUUGAUCUCCUUCAUAAUAACCCCGCCCAUGUUCUACCUAUUGUGCUUAGUCGACUGAAGAAGAAGGAUGCGGAAUGGAAGAAAGCACAGCGUGAAUGGAACAAACUGUGGCGAGAAACCGAUGCAAAGAACUUUUACCGAGCACUUGAUUAUCAAGGCGCAACGUUCAAGAGUAAUGACAGACGAACCAUCGUUCCAAAGGCGCUUGUGUCUGAAAUUGAGAAUCUUUAUAAUGACCAGAUCGAUGCAAGAGAGAAGGAAUCUGAGUCUGACAAUUCGCCCGGUGCCAUCAACAGACCCAACCAUCAGCUCUCUUAUUCUAUGACGGACAAGGCUAUUUUCAAAGACAUCACGCGAGUUGUGUUUUCCUUUUUGGAUCGACAAAGUGGUUCAGACAACAAGAGUGAUAGAGGCAAGAUUCGAACGUUUAUGAAGAUGUUCAUUCCAUUGUGCUUUGGUGUCCAAGAUAUUGUUCCUGAGAACUUGUUGCGCGAAGAUGACGAUGAUGAUGAAGACGAUGAGCCUAUGGACGACGAUGAUGAAACACGCUCUGUCAACUCGUACGAAUCCGAUGGCGAUGUUAGUCGAUCGCCUAGCUCCCGUAAGCGUGGCAAACGUGGCCGAAGUGCUCGACGAGAUGAUGAUGGAGGUCCCUCCGAUUUGCUUCGCGAUGUGUUGACUCGAAAAACAAAGGAAACCAACCAUGCUCGUUCCAGAUCCGGCUCUCCCUCUAGUGAUGAAGCCGUUGUCAAGCAUGAAGAUACGGAAGGCGACGUUGAGAAAAAGGAUGACACCGCCGACACUGAAGUGGAUGGUAAAGCCGCCGCCGAUGAUGUCACUUCAGCUGAUGCUGAAAAAGUGAACGGUAUAGAGGAUGUUCCUAUGGAAACAGUCACCAACGAAGACGACAGUAUUUUGGCUCAAGCGGCUGCUGCCACUGCACCCAUUGCCCGCAAACGAACGGUGUUCAGCCUCUUCUGCAACAACUCUUUCUAUGUUUUCUUUAGACAAUACCAGCUCAUGUAUGAAAGACUGGUUAAAAUGAAGGAACUGAGUGAACGAAUGGAAGCUGAUCCAAAGCGAUCAAGGAACCUCAACAAGACGGCCAUCGAGCUGGGUAUUCAGUACACUCGCUUUGAUGCUCUUGAUCUAGACUAUUCAAAUGGCACCUAUGGAGCUUUGUUGGACUUGAUUGACAAAUUUUUCGAUCCCGAUUACAACAUUGAACAGCAAACCUUUGAAGAAUGUUGUCGAUAUAUCUUUGGCACUGAAGCAUACAUACUCUUCACUAUAGACAAGCUUGUGUCGGCAUUGAUCAAACAGAUUCAAACUUUGUCGCAUGACACAAAGUCCUCUGAGUUGGUUCAGCUUUUCCAGAGCGACCGUGAUUUAGAGAGCACUUCUCCUCGACUCAUAUCUGUUUAUCGGUUGAGAGCUGAGGAUAUUGUGGGCUCUGACGAAAAUCUUUAUAAGAUCAAUCUUGAUAAUGAUAGCCUUCAGAUGACCAUUCAACUUCUUGGAAAAGACGACUACAUGCUUGAGACUAGUGCUGAGGACAAGUAUGAAAACUACGUUGCUAGCUACAUGGACUGGGUAAAGACAACGGAGGGCAUUGAUGAAAGUCGAUUACAACCCACGUUCCUCAAGAGAAACUUGCGUCCUAAUCUCCAUGACAAGCAUCUCAACAAACUCUUUGUAAGAUCAGGGAUGCAAUACAAGAUAUGUCGGGACACAUAUCAUAUGUUCUAUAUCAUCGGGUCAGAAGAUAUCUUUAUGAGACCACCAAGCUCCCAAACGACGGAGGUAACUGAAAUACAAAAACAACCCAAGUGGAACAGCUGGUUGGAAUCGUCUACGACGGGAUGGUGCCGUGGUUUAUCAGAGCACGAAAAAGCCGAAAAAGAAGAACAAGCAAACAGGUUACUGGGACCUUCUGGUGAUAAUGACAUGGCAUUGGACUCAUAAUUGCCAGUAAAGAACAAAAGAGACAUUUUCCCAUCCAAUUCUUCCUUUCUAAAUUUUGUGUACAGCUUUGUGUUGAUUUUUGUCUGACUCCGUCGAUGAUUUCUUUAUGUUAUAUUUCAUUUCUUCUUGCUCUUUCGAUUGUCCUAUAUGUGUGUUUCUACAAUAAAGUAAAGACUCAUCAAGACUGGGUAUGCUUUCUUUCUUUGGCUGCUCUUUUACAUAUCCUUCAGUCCGUGUCCAAGAACUUCUUGGUGGGUAAGUCUUUGGGGAGGUAAUCCUGAUCGACGGGCUCUUCGUAGUCUGGGUUGUACUUGUACCCAGCCCCAUAUCCAAGAUUCUGCAAAGC
Molecule: messenger RNA, 4636 nt
Organism: Umbelopsis ramanniana AG
Lineage: Eukaryota; Fungi; Mucoromycota; Umbelopsidomycetes; Umbelopsidales; Umbelopsidaceae
Exons: 14
Coding region: 112-4290 (1392 amino acids)
Biological process (GO): negative regulation of transcription by RNA polymerase II
Cellular component (GO): Sin3-type complex; chromatin
Molecular function (GO): transcription corepressor activity
Source: RefSeq, a predicted model, not a curated record